AUGGAAGAACAAACCUCCUUGGAAGAAUUUUCAAUACCAAUCCAUGUUAAUACAUUUGCCUUUCCCAAUGAGCAUCAAUUACGAUUGGUCCACGAAGUCUAUCGACCAUCGGAGAAGGUUCAGAAACUUGAAAGGCAUCGCAGCACCUAUCCUGAACUGUUUAUUGAAAAUUACAAUUUGGGAACAUUGGCAGACCUUGCGGUACGUUCUUUGGCUAGGGCAUAUGGUCCUGAUCCUUUACCCAUAAUUACCGAAGAUCCUUUGAAAUUAACGGUACAUUAUGAUGCGUUGGAUGUGAAUCUUCCCUUAAAACAAUGCUAUCACCUCACCAAUGAGAGGUUUUGGAAGAGAGUGGUCUUGAGUAAACAUCCGGAUAAGAGUUUGGGGCUACAGCCCCAUGUGAAUUGGAAAAAUGUGGGAGUUUCCUUGAAACUACAGGAAAUGGUGGAAGCUUGUCCUGCAGAAUAUUGGCCGGAGGAGGAAAUGAGGGAGUUAUUGCAGAUGAUUCAGGAAUUUGUCCACGAACUCCACAUCAAGCGUUUACAGUCUUUGAUGGAAAGGUCUUUUGAGAAAUAUUAUCGACCGCAAAUCGAUACUUCGUCGGAUGAAGAUGAUGAGUCUAACGAAGAGGUUACUGAUUCAACUGUUCCCACCUCAGAAGAAGAGGAGGGCGAGGCGGAAGCAGCAAACGAGUUAUUCUCCUUUAAGACUGAAUCCCAAAUAGCUUUGGCUGAACACUUGGCCGAAGAAAAAGCCAAACGUAAAAUGGCACGACAAAUUCUUCGACAAGAUAAAGCCAAUGCUCGUCGGGAGAGAGAAGAACGUCGGGCAAAACGUGAAGCGAAACGUCUUGAGAAGGAACAACCUCCAGAGAAACCUAAAAAGAAGAAAACGAAACAACCGAAUAGUGUCUUUGAGAUAGAAAUUUCCGAAAGUGAAGAUGAUGGGGAGCAGUAUAUUUUGGAUCGUCGGAAUUUGGAGCUCUAUUUGAAUCAUCUUCGAGGCUACAGCUAUCCACCGGAACAUUGUCAUCACAUAGAUCUUAGUUUUGUACAACAUUUGAAGAGUUUAACAGAGUUUACCAUCGAGUUUUUGGGGCCUCUUCAGGGUAGACAAUAUCAUCACAGACAUUUCAAUUUUUCCCAUGAUGAUAUCAAGAGGUUGGCUCAGGGCAUAUCAUUCCUAUCGCUAUUAAAAAUAUUUCGUUUGCGCAACAGUCGAAUGGAUUCCGAAAAACUUUUAACCCUGAUACGAGGCUUAAAAGAUUUACCCCACUUGGAAACUGUGGACUUUGGCUGUGAUCAGCUAAUGGAUGAUUGUGGCAAUGCUCUGUAUGAGCUCUUCGAAAAUACCACAAGUUUGCGAAAUUUAGAAUUGGAAUCGAAUCAAUUGUGUGAAGAAACGCUAAGGACAUUGGGAGAAUCUAUAAACCACUACAGCCAAGGAACUUUAGAAUAUUUGGGUUUAGCACGAAAUCCCAUAACGGAUGAGGCUCUGCAUGCCUUGAUUUCAAAUAUUGUCGAUACCUCACAUAUCUCUUCGUUGAAUUUAAAGAGUGUGACUUAUUUAACAGACGAUGGGUUUAUUUGUUGUCUGGCUCAUGAAUUAUUGAGGGAACAUCCCGUUUUAAUUUCUUUGGAUAUUACAGCUAUUCCCCUUAGCCAAAAAGCUGCGGAUCAGUUGAUGAUAUCGUUGAAUUUAAAUCAGAAAAUUAAAGAUGUGAAAUAUCUUGGCUGUGGCCUGGAUGAAGAAACGGAGUUGGAUAUUGCUCUGAUUUUGAAACGGAAUAAAUUUAUUGCCGAAAAUCCAUAUAUUGGAGAUCAAACGAAAACCGAUGAAGAUAUCGACGAGUAUUUGAAUCAAACAAAGAAUCCCAUACUUCUACGAGUUUUAGAGGAAAGAGAAAAACGCCGAGAAUGCCUUUCUCGCAAACCCAAGGAUUUUAUUGAAUCGCCACAAUCCUCGCGAUUACCAAGUCAAGAAACAUUUAAACUCGAGACCUAUGGAAGUGUUUAUGAACAGGAAACUGCACGGUCGCGGGAACCAUUUGUCUAUGAACCCAACACAUUUGACGAACGGGAAUUUUUGGAACAUCUUUAUUUGCCAGGACCCAAAAAUCGUUAUUACUACUUCAAAGCCUCGAGAGAUGGAAACUAA
Messenger RNA from Musca vetustissima, 2157 nucleotides. RefSeq lists its product as uncharacterized. The record is from RefSeq and is a predicted model, not a curated record. Bases 1 to 2157 code for a protein of 718 amino acids. The transcript is spliced from 3 exons. Lineage: Eukaryota; Metazoa; Arthropoda; Insecta; Diptera; Muscidae.